Messenger RNA from Hyalella azteca, 3721 nucleotides. RefSeq names its product 1-phosphatidylinositol 3-phosphate 5-kinase. Lineage: Eukaryota; Metazoa; Arthropoda; Malacostraca; Amphipoda; Hyalellidae. The record is from RefSeq and is a predicted model, not a curated record. The transcript has 4 exons. The coding region runs from base 872 to 3649 and encodes 925 amino acids.
AGAUUGACAUUUUUUAAAUUUAGCUGACAAUUUGUACGUUUUUAUCCGCAAACGAUAUUUCUGUGUUACUUAUUUUUAAUUCUAAUUAAAGUGUUUUUAUGGCAUUGGUGGACGGGUUUGAUCACAGCCAAUGGAGCGUCGUUUGAGAAGCUAAAGUAAAAACUUCUUAAGAAAGUCGACUUCAUUUUCACCACCGUGAAUUUAUAGCAACGUAAACUUGCAUCGACGUGAACUUGCAUCAACGUGAAUUUACAUCAUCGUGAAUUUACAUCAUCGUGGAUUUACAUCAACAGGAACUAACAUCAACAUUAAUUUGCAUUACCAGUUCAGAGUUCUAACUAUCGCUUGCUCUCUUUCUGCCGCGGUGCUAAUUAUAACCGUCUUCAAACAUAAACAUCUGUGAUAUUAUAGAUGCAAGGGAAGUAGUUCCAUGCUGAACGUUGCUGGAAAACAAUACGGGCUUUUUGAAUUAUAUUAACGCCUGAAAUUCUGAACCAUCGCGGCAAAAACUAACUAAUCCACGUGACCAGAGAAGAAAGUAUAAUCACGAUUUAUCCCAGCAAUUCCUUCUUGGAGUUGUUAUAAUCCCAGCAAAAGCUACAUUUUGUCCCAAACUCUGGACAGUUUGAACGAUUAAUCAGGCAGAAUUAACACUACUUAUCUUUUCCUCUACCCUGCUGAGUUACCGUAUUUUUAUUCCGUCGGAAUUUCGUAUAAAAUUCCCGCACCAUCCGUAACUCAUUCUCCUGAAUUCUACUGAAAAGAAUCUCAAAUAAACGGACAACGUUAAUGCUCCCGUAUCAUUUGCAUCUCAUUACUCUUAAUUCUGCCAAAAAGAAUCUUGAAAAAGCCGUUAAAAAAACCAUAUAAAAUGGAUAAGUACAUCAUUAGAACUCCCAGGACUGAGCCGCGACCAGCGUCUGUAGUGCAGCCUGUGAAGAAACUGAAGCAGAUGACGUUAGAGGGACUGAAGGGAGUGGUGGUGCUGGAGGACCUGGAGCGUGCCAAGCUGGCGCUGUGUCGCCCUGACUCCACGACUGGAGAUUUGCUCCAGCAACUCGGCUUGCUGGCCAAGAAGACUCCAACCAAGUCCAUCCUCGACUCCACUGGCAUUGGUGAGGUGGUCUCAGCUCUACGCGGAGCUCCGGACCCGGCGGUCGCAGCCGAAGCUAAGCGCGUCCACAAGAUUUGGAAACGGCACCACAAACUAAAAAAGAAUCGUCCAAUUAUCGAAGCCGUUUUUGACUUACGCACUCAGAAAGUGAGAAAUUCUGCCAGGAACUUGAUCAAAGAAGCACUUCAAUCAAACCUUACUGCUCCCGAGUCUUCUUCUGGUAGGAAAAAGCAGGUAAUAUGUGAGAAUCUGUCUAUGGAUGAGCGAUACAUGAGCGACUUGGGUACCGUGGUUAGCACCACGAGUUUGGGCUACAGUAAAGGCAUCAGGAUCGACUUAGACAGGUACGAGAACGCCAUGAGUGAACUACAACAAGGAAAACCUGGGGCCGAUGUGUCUACUGGAGGUAAUAAAAGUGAUUUACAAGGAAAACAUGGGGCCGAUGUGUCUACUGGAGGUAAUAAAAGUGAUCUACAAGGAAAACCUGGAGCGAAGGAGUCUACUGAUGGAGUCACGAAUAUAAGUGAUUUACAAAAAGAAAUUCUUGCCGAUGAGCCUUCUUUCGAGGAUCAUGAAAAGAUUCUAACUUCUGCUUCGUCAGCUCUCGAUUCUAGCAAAAUACUUAAUGUCAAUGUUAACAUCGACCUGCAAGAAAAUAAUUGUUUUGAUAAGAAAGAUGCACGUCAAUUCGAGAAGAAAAGGAAACUUGAUAACGCUGAUGAGCAAAGUAGACCAAAAAAAGUUAAGCUUGAAUGCCGUACGUCAGCAGCUGACAAGACCAUCAUGAGUGAUAGGCAACUACUUACCGACUCUUCAGGAAUUAAAAAUGACGAAUAUCCCGGGACUGAAACGAAGAAUUGUUUUCCGGAACUUAGCCUUUCGGUGGCUGAAAGCCGCGCGCGCGAGAAGGAACGUCCCAAAGAUAACCAGGCCUCGAAUGGUAAGAACAAUUCUAAAGAAAAAAGGGGCUUAAAUGAUGAUCAUUCCAAGGAAACCCAGGCCUCAAAUGAUAAACAUUCAAAUGAAAAUCGGGCCUCGAAUGACAAGCAUUCAAAUAAAAAAAGGAAUGACAAACAUUCACAGGAAAAUCGGGCCUCGAAUGACAAACAUUCAAAGGAAAAUCGGGCCUCGAAUGACAAACAUUCACAGGAAAAUCGGUCCUCGAAUGACAAACAUUCAAAGGAAAAUCGGUCCUCGAAUGAGAAACAUUCACAGGAAAAUCGGUCCUCGAAUGACAAACAUUCAAAGGAAAAUCGGUCCUCGAAUGACAAACAUUCACAGGAAAAUCGGUCCUCGAAUGACAAACAUUCAAAGGAAAAUCGGUCGUCGAAUGACAAACAUUCACAGGAAAAUCGGUCCUCGGAUGACAAACAUUCAAAGCAAAAUCGGGCCUCGAAUGACAAGCAUUCAAAGGAAAAUCGGUCCUCGAAUGACAAGCAUUCAAAGGAAAAUCGGGCCUCGAAUGACAAACAUUCAAAGGAAAAUCGGUCCUCGAAUGACAAACAUUCAAAGGAAAAUCGGGCCUCAAAUGACAAGCAUUCAAAUGAAAAUCGGGCCUCGAAUGACAAGCAUUCAAAGGAAAAUCGGGCCUCGAAUGACAAACAUUCACAGGAAAAUCGGUCCUCGAAUGACAAACAUUCAAAGGAAAAUCGGGCCUCGAAUGACAAGCAUUCAAAGGAAAAUCGGUCUUCUAAUGUCAAGCAUUCGAAGGAAAAUAAAGCCUCGAAUAAGAACGGUUAUAAAAAAGAAAGAAACUCAUCUCACUCACUAAAUGCAAACCAAGAGGUUUACUCAUCUUCGAUCAUUUCAGAAGCUUUAUCUCGCUGCCAAAAUGGUCUAGAUGACGACUCACACUCAAAUCUCAUGGAAGGUUAUUCAAGUAAAUGCCCUUCAAUCGGAAAUCCCAAACCAAUUUUGGUACAACCUUCAGAACUGGAAGCUACUUUUACUUCUCUGAACGAAAAAACUGUACGGUCUAAAUUGAAUGAUAAACAUCAAACCGAUUCGCCUACUGAUUCAAGGCAGAAGUACUGUUGUGUUUCAAUGGAAAAGGAAAAUUCAGAUGUAUUGCAGAACAAGUGUUUAAAUGAAAAGUCAAUGCCUACGUCUCAUUCCGAUGUGGUUCACCAUCAUACAAACCCUAGCAACAGGGAAAACAAAUCUUCGGUCAAUUCAGCUAAACUUGCAACAUCUGCGUCCGUCAAAACUUCCAACACAGAACAAAUCAACUCAAAAGAAAACACCAGUCCUAGAACAAAGCAUUCAUCUUCGUCUGCUCGCUCAAAUGACGAAAUAACUCUUCACGAAGACACAAGCUCAAAGAACAUUGUUCCUGUAAACAUUGAUCUUGAUAUUCUUUCUGAAGCAAUCGAGAGGGAACUGUUCUUUGAAAAUCAAAGACUCAUAAACAAGUCUUAUAGAAAAACAAUCCGCAGACUAGUCUUCACUCUCAAACACCAAGAUCGUGUAAGACGGAGAGUGCUUAGAGGACGAUAUAGCGCUGCUAAAAUAGUAUCGAAAUGCUGGCAAGAAUAAACUCUCACGUUCAAUUGAACCUAAAUAAAUAUGGGUUGAAACCUAAAUCGAUAAUAAAGCUGCCAAUGAAGA